UGCGGCCUCGGGCAAUAUGGCUGCCGCGCUUCAUCCUCGGGGGAGAGUCUCGCCGCGAGCGCUCGGGACCUUGCUGUGUCCCUGGGUGGUGGGCUCAGGCCCCGCUUGCUGCCGCUGCCCUCUCGGAGCUAAAAGAUACCUGCUUACAGAUAAUGUUACGAAGUUAAAGGAAUUUCAACAUAAGAAGGUGGCCGUUGCAUGUAACCUUCCUGGCACUAAAGAAACCUAUUUUAGAAACUUAGAAGAGAAAUUGGCCCAGAACCAACUCAUCCUGAAGGACGAGCUGAGGAUCUUGCUUCAUUUAUGUCAGUCCCAGGAGGAUGUGGAGUUGGCUAAAAAUGUCAUUCACAGGUACCAUGCAGAAAACAGAAAUUUCACUUUAGGGGAAUUUAAAUUUGGACCAGUUUUCAUGAGGCUGUGUUACGAGAUGGAUCUUGAGGAAUCUGCAGUGGAUCUCAUCAAAGACCAGCAUCUACAAGGGUUCUUCUCAGACUCCACGUCGUUCAAUAUCUUGAUGGACAUGUUAUUCAUCAAGGGCAAGUAUGAAAGUGCACUGGAAGUGUUGAUAGAGAUGAAAAACCAGGAUGUGAGGUUCAACCACGAUAGCUAUGUCCUUGCUUUUGCAAUUUGCUACAAGCUGAACAGCCCAGAAUCUUUAAAAAUCUGUACUACCUUAAGAGAAGAUGCCCUAAUCAAAGGAGACAUUCUUUCCAGGAGAGCAUGCUGUUUUGCUGUGGCAUUAGCGCUGAAUCAGAAUGAAGCAGCCAAAGCUGCAUCUAUAUUUUCUCAAAUCAUGAAUCCAGAGAGCAUAACCUGCACCAAUUUAAAUGUCAUGAUCCAUCUCCAGUCAAAUAUGUUGGAACCCCUCAUGGAGAUACUACAAGGUGCUGCAAAAGGAAAUGUGUCCCAAUUUGUGAAAAGAUAUGAGUUCUCUGAGGAAGUGCUGGCCAAAGUGAGGGAAAAAGUAAAGGACGUGCCCAGCCUCACAGCCAGAUUUGAUGAGCUCUAUAAGAAACUGCAUGUACAUGGACAGGUGACUUCCUACACUCUGGAUGCUCUGCUCUGCCACACCCCCAGGGACAGGAGGUCUCACACCCCUCUACUACACAGGAGGAAAGUCAGCCAGCGGACCUUGCAGCCCCUCAGCCAGUUCCUGUUGGCUGAGUAACCCUAUUUCCAACUUUUCCCUGGCUCUGUGGGUCCUGCCUCAAGUGAACUGUUGACUUCUCUAAGAAAUCAGGCAUCUUACUUCAGUGGAUGGUGUGCUAACACUUGGUCUCCCCAUUUCUGAAGUUACUUGAGUGGGACAUGCUGACCAGAGAAGUGUCUUUGUAGUGCUGUUAUGAAGAUCUGGAUGAAGCAAAACAAGAAAGCCUAGCUUCCUCAAAAAGUCAUCCCCUUGGAUCACCGUUGAGGAAGGAGCGUGAUUGGGUCCUCAGUGCAGCCGAUAGCACCUGAAUGGGGUCCAGCGAGCACCAUCAGGAAUGAGUUACACAGGAAGUGUGAUCUCCCCUCUUGGUCAAGGGAAUGAUCACUGGUAGUAAUGCCCUUGCUGAUUUUAGGAGCUCUGAAACCCUGGCCUACCAUCAUGGGAAACAGCCAAAGAUUCCCUCCCUGCUCUGCCAUUAUUUAAUUCUCUCACCCUGAAGAGGACCCUUGAGCCCUCGUUUUUCCACCUGCAAAUAAUAGUGUGUGUGUUGGCAUAAUGACAUGAAAUCUGUACUCAGGGCUCAUUACAGUCAAGUUUUCUCAAAAACGAGAGAAAUAAAAAGGUACUUGAGUAAA
Octodon degus (degu) is the source of this 1785-nucleotide messenger RNA. It is a transcript of the gene Ptcd2, whose product is annotated as pentatricopeptide repeat domain 2. The transcript is spliced from 10 exons. Gene Ontology annotation, cellular component: mitochondrion. The record is from RefSeq and is a predicted model, not a curated record. Gene Ontology annotation, molecular function: RNA binding; protein binding. Gene Ontology annotation, biological process: mitochondrion organization; multicellular organism development; regulation of mRNA processing. The coding region runs from base 17 to 1168 and encodes 383 amino acids. Lineage: Eukaryota; Metazoa; Chordata; Mammalia; Rodentia; Octodontidae.